UUUACACAUUCAAUCAAAGUCCUCGUACUCUUUCCCCAAAUAUGUCGAAACAGGCCCUACAGCUGAUUUUCAUCCCUCACCGUCCAACGCCGACAGAAGAGGAGAUUAGUAAGGACUUAGCUCCUGCGAUAGAGGUAUUGCAAAGUGCACCGGGCUUGAGAGCACUCUGGCGAGGGAAGAAAUUCGAGGAGAGGUACACACAGGUGCUAGUGCUGGUGUGGGAUUCUUUAGCCUCGAGCCACUCGUUUUUCACAAGCCCAGCAUAUGGAAAGUUCCACAAAGUCGUGCAGCCAGCGUUGAACGGGCGCAAAGUGGAAUGGCAGCAGCACGCGCUUCUCGGGACGUCUGACCUCGAUAGCGAAGCCCGGUUGAAAAGCAUUCUCAACAGCCCGGCGAUUGAGGUGGCCUUGACCAAGGUUGUAGAGGGGGGCGUGUCGGGAUACUACGACCAGUUCAGAGCGGUGGUGACCAAAGUGCUAGAGGAAGAACCCGGCUGUGAUGGCUACUUCAUUGGGCCGCAGAUUGAGAAUCCCCAGGACCAGAUUCUGCUGAUCAACUGGAAAACUGUCGAUGCACAUCACGAAGAGUUCGAGAAGCGGCCGGGAUUCAAGGCCUGCAUCGACGCGCUGUUCGAUUACUACGCGGUGUUCGUGGUCCCGUGGCACAUCGUGGGGUUGAAGCUGGUUUGGGGGUCAAUUUGAGAAGUGGGUUGGUGAUGGAGGGGAUGGAGGAUGGACACAAUGGGUGAAUGUCUGCGGAUGUCGGAGGCGACGGCGCGGGGAUGCUUGGCGCGGCCUGAUCUAGCCUAGCACCAAAACCAACGACUGCAGCCCUCUGGACGCAUCUCCAUCUCAACCACCU
Molecule: messenger RNA, 861 nt
Organism: Mytilinidion resinicola
Lineage: Eukaryota; Fungi; Ascomycota; Dothideomycetes; Mytilinidiales; Mytilinidiaceae
Exons: 3
Coding region: 42-701 (219 amino acids)
Source: RefSeq, a predicted model, not a curated record